Molecule: messenger RNA, 378 nt
Organism: Brugia pahangi
Lineage: Eukaryota; Metazoa; Nematoda; Chromadorea; Rhabditida; Onchocercidae
Source: the annotation of a GenBank genome assembly
AUGGUAUGUCUGGUUGAGGACCAAUUAAAAAAAUUUCAUUUAAAUAAAUGGAUCAUAGCACCGAACUUGCUAGCAACAUAUUUCUUCUCAUUUUCUGAUAAUCAACUUUUGGCUAACGAAAAUAUCAUCCUUCUUGUUUCUCUUGCCAAAUGGUGGAAUAAAUGGUUGCGCAUUCAAUCAAAUUUUAUUAAAACAUUAGCAUUUUAUAUUCAAUUAUGCGCAUCAAUUAGUGGACUGUCACAUGCAUUCAUUUUUGGAAUGGCACAUAGUCUUAUUCGACGUCGAAUCUUUGUAAUGCUAAAAUUAAACAAAUACUGCACCGAGCAAGCACCAAGAUUGUCUCAAAAUUCGGUUUUUCCAAUGACUAAUUUAAAUUAA